GUAUUUAAUGUUACAAAAAUCAGUCCGUGAUGUUUGUUACAGUUUAGUUUUAACGAAUACUCUUAUAUGUUUUCAUCAUUUUAAUAUUCAUAUACGAAAUCAAAUUAUAUUUACUGUAAUACUAAAUUUAUUUUUAAAUACUAUAUAAUCAUGAGUUUAUGGGCUGACAAAUAUAGACCUCACAAUUUACAAAAAGUGGAUUACCACUUAGCUCAAGCUCAACAUUUAACCAAUUUAGUAAAUCAGGGAGAUUUUCCUCAUUUACUUUUUUAUGGACCAAAUGGUGCUGGUAAAAAAACCCGUAUUCUUGGUUUAUUGAGACAAUUAUAUGGUGCUGGUGUUGAAAGGCUACGAACAGAACACAUGAAUUUUAUGACUCCUUCAAAUAAAAAAUUCGAAAUUAUGACUGUGGCUAGUAAUUACCAUAUUGAAGUGAACGCUAGUGAUGCUGGUAUGUAUGACCGCAUUGUAAUAAUGGAACUUAUAAAAACUGUAGCUCAAACUCAUCAAUUAGAUUCAACUAAACAAAGACAUUUUAAAGUAAUUCUUUUAACUGAAGUUGAUCGUUUAACAAAAGAAGCACAACAAGCUCUACGUCGAACAAUGGAAAAAUAUAUGGCUACUUGUCGAAUUAUUUUAUGUGCUAAUUCUAUUGCUCAAGUAAUUCCUGCUAUAAAGAGUAGAUGUUUAGCAGUGCGUGUGCCAGCACCUACUCAUGAAAACAUUUGUAAUAUACUUAAAAAUAUAUGCAAAAAAGAAGGAUUAAGCAUACCUGAUGAAUUAGCUGUACUUAUAUCUCAAAAUUGUGAGCGUAAUCUUCGACGUGCUAUUCUAAUGUUAGAAGCUAGUAAAGUUAAACAGUAUCCAUUUGAUGUUGCACAGAGUAUAGUGAUACCUGAUUGGCAACUUUACAUUGAAGAAACUGCUAAGCAAAUAUUAAGUCAGCAAACUCCAGGAAAAUUGUUAGAAGUUCGGUCAAUGUUAUAUGAAUUAAUUGUGCAUGGUAUUCCUACUAAUGUGAUAUUUAAGUUUUUAUUGAAGGAAUUAGUGAAAAAUUGUGAUAUGUCAUUAAAACAUAAUAUUGUUGAAAUAGCCUCUCAUUAUGAACAUUGUCUUUUAAAAGUAUACCACUAAAAUUAAUAGAGAAAAAUAUAGUCACGUUACAACAGAAAAAGAAUUUAAUUUUUAAUUAAAAUAAGAAUUGUUUAUUAAAUUAAAAAUACAAUACAUGUGAAAGAAACUAAAAACUAGUUACACAAUGUACUAUGAUGAACUUGUAUAAACUCUAUAAGAAAAAAUGCUUUGUUAUAUUUAUAAAAUAAAUUUAGAAAUACUUAAGAUUGUUUGUAAAUCUAUUGGUCAAAGUUUAUUGAGG
Messenger RNA from Daktulosphaira vitifoliae (grape phylloxera), 1375 nucleotides. It is a transcript of the gene RfC38, whose product is annotated as replication factor C subunit 3. The coding region runs from base 151 to 1134 and encodes 327 amino acids. Gene Ontology annotation, molecular function: DNA binding; DNA clamp loader activity; ATP hydrolysis activity. The transcript has 8 exons. The record is from RefSeq and is a predicted model, not a curated record. Gene Ontology annotation, biological process: DNA-templated DNA replication; DNA repair. Gene Ontology annotation, cellular component: nucleus; DNA replication factor C complex. NCBI's taxonomy places the organism in Eukaryota, Metazoa, Arthropoda, Insecta, Hemiptera, Phylloxeridae.